AUGGCAGGAGGAGGAGGAGAAGGAUCAAGAUCACUUGAGGAAACAUCAACUUGGGCAGUAGCACUUGUUUGUUUUGUUCUUCUUGUAAUCUCUAUUAUCAUUGAGCACUCUCUUCAUCUUCUUGCAAAGUUAUUGACAAAGCAUCACAAAAGAGCACUUGUGGAAGCAUUGGAGAAGGUUAAGUCAGAAUUAAUGUUGAUGGGAUUCAUAUCAUUGUUACUCACUGUGGGACAAGGACCAAUUUCAAAGAUAUGUGUUCCAAAGAGUGUUGGGAAUUCAUGGCACCCAUGCAACAAAGAAGAAGAAAAUAACAUCACUGAUUUUGAUGAAGAUGCCCUCUCUGAUAAGUGUGCAUCCAAGAACCAAGUUCCUCUGAUUUCCUCUGAAGGCAUUCAUCAACUUCAUAUAUUCAUAUUUGUCCUGGCAGUAACUCAUGUUCUUUACAGCAUAACCACAAUGGCAUUGGGUGGAUUGAAGAUGAGACGAUGGAAAAAUUGGGAAGAAGAGACGACGACAGCAGAAUAUCGAUUUGCACAUGAUCCGGAUAGGUUCAGGCUUGCAAGAGAUACUUCAUUCGGCCGUCGACACUUGAGUUACUGGAGCACAUCUCCGGUUCUUAUCUGGAUUGCAUGUUUCUUCAGACAAUUUUUGAGAUCGAUUUCAAAGGUUGAUUAUUUCACGCUAAGACAUGGAUUUAUCAUGGCACAUUUGGCUCCACAUAGCACAACCAAGUUCAAUUUUCAAAACUACAUAAAGAGAUCACUCGAAAAUGAUUUCAAGGCAGUCGUCGGGGUGAGCCCGAUAAUAUGGUUCUCUGCCGUCGUAUUCUUGCUAUUUAACACUCAUGGUUGGAAUUCGUACCUAUGGAUGCCAUUCAUCCCUUUGGUGAUCAUCCUUCUGAUAGGAACAAAGCUCCAAGUGAUAAUAACAAGAAUGGCCUUGCAAAUCAUGGACCGCGGAGAUGUUGUUAAGGGUGUUCCUGUUGUUCAUCCAAAAGACGACCUCUUUUGGUUCAAUCGCCCGACACUAAUACUCUUCCUCAUCCAAUUUGUUCUUUUUCAAAAUGCAUUUCAGAUUGCUUUCUUGGCAUGGAGCUUGUAUGAAUUCGGGUACCCUUCUUGCUUUCACAAGAAUGUCCAAGAUAUGAUCAUCAGAAUCACCAUGGGUAUCCUCAUACAAGUUUUGUGUAGCUAUGUAACUCUACCGCUCUAUGCAUUGGUGACACAGAUGGGAUCGAACAUGAAGCCCGCCAUAUUCAAUGAAAAAAUAGCAGGUGCUUUAAGGAAAUGGCACCAUACAGCGAAGAAACGAUUGAAAGAAAGCAGGAAAUCAGGAAGCAACACACCUUUGUCAACAAGUAGAUCGGCAACACCAGUUCAUGGUUUCUCACCUGUGCACCUCUUAAGGUACUAUCGGAGCGAGCUAGACAGUGCGCAAACUUCUCCGACGAAGCGUUAUAAUGCUGAUGAUGAACAUUUUGAUCUUGAAAGCUCACCAUCAACAUCAAAUCAGAACACAUUAGGCUCCGAAGCUCAGCAUCUGAGGCUCACGCUGCAGCAAAUAAUUGAAAGAGCUGAAUCGGUUGAUACUACAACACAUUGGCAAUCAACUGAUGACAUUCAUAUCGAAAUGAGAAGUAAUGAGAUUCGAGACUUCUCCUUUGAGAAAAGAUUGGAACAAUGAUCAAUCAAUACAAAGCUUCAUGAAUGCAAUUUGACUAAAAAGCCAAAUAAAUUGUAUAUCCUAUGCUUAUAGUAAAGAAGUCCAUGAAUUCCAAAAAGAAUUUCUCGAGUGCUAGAAAAUCUAAAUCAAUCAGUAUGUUGAAAAUUUUGAAGAACAUUCUGCUACCAAAGCUUACAGCAGGCAUUUAACCUUUCAAUGAUCCAUAUAGAACUCAAUGCAAUGAAAGGUUAAUCAGGAUAACUAUUAAAUAAACUUCGGAAAUUAAUAAGAAUUCUGUUUUCGGGUCGAGAUCAGAGUGCCAAACUUACUGCAAUAGAGAACUGAUAUUCUUGCAGA
Messenger RNA from Dioscorea cayenensis subsp. rotundata (Guinea yam), 2019 nucleotides. RefSeq names its product MLO-like protein 6. Bases 1 to 1683 code for a protein of 560 amino acids. The record is from RefSeq and is a predicted model, not a curated record. Gene Ontology annotation, biological process: defense response. The transcript is spliced from 15 exons. Gene Ontology annotation, cellular component: membrane. NCBI's taxonomy places the organism in Eukaryota, Viridiplantae, Streptophyta, Magnoliopsida, Dioscoreales, Dioscoreaceae.